This is a messenger RNA of Cryptomeria japonica (Japanese cedar), 1830 nucleotides long. Its product is annotated as putative disease resistance protein RGA3. NCBI's taxonomy places the organism in Eukaryota, Viridiplantae, Streptophyta, Pinopsida, Cupressales, Cupressaceae. Bases 1 to 1830 code for a protein of 609 amino acids. The record is from RefSeq and is a predicted model, not a curated record. Gene Ontology annotation, biological process: defense response to other organism. The transcript has 2 exons. Gene Ontology annotation, molecular function: ADP binding.
AUGAAAAUUCACACGGCAGUCUGUUCUCCGAUCUUAAUCAGUUGGAAAGUGAAAGAAUGGCUUCAGAGCGUUCGUGACAUUGCCUGGGAGGCAGAGGACCUACUUCAAAUAUGUGCUGUCGAUUCAAUGUAUGCCACUAAUGCUCAGUUUUGUGCUUUGAGUUGUAAUCAAUUGAUUCUUCGGCAUCAAAUGGGCAGAAGAAUUCGAAAGGUGAAAGCCCGAAUGAUGGCCGUUGUUGAAGAGGGAAACCAACUCAAUACAAGUCAUUGUGUGAUGUCUCACGCAGAAGAAACGGAAUCAUCAAGUAGAUCCCAGAGACAACAGCUUACGAGACUAAGUCUCCUGCCCAGCGAUUCGAAACCAGUGGGGAUACAGUCCAAGAUUGAAAGCAUGGUGAAUUUGCUAGAAAACCCCGAGUUUCCAAUUAUUGCAGUGGUUGGAAUGGGGGGAAUCGGCAAGACCUAUCUUCUUCAGCAUGUCUACAACGCCCAAAAAGGAAGGUAUGAGAAAUCUGCAUGGCUUUCAGUUUCUCAGUUCUUUUCUUUGUCCAAGUUGCUCAGUGAUUUAGCCUUCCAAUUGAGUAGAGAUUUAAGUAAGGAAAUUAAGGAGAGUGGAGUAAGUGAAGAGGUAGCAGCAGAGUCGAUUCAUAGCUUUAUUCAAGGGAAGAGGUGUCUUAUUGUUUUAGAUGAUGUCUGGAGGGCUACUAGAGAAGAUGAUUUGCUAACUAAACUUGGUAUCCCAACUGGAGCUAACAGUCAAUGCAAAGUUUUGGUUAGCACAAGAAACAAAGAGGUUUGUGUAAAUCUUGAUGCUAAGAUUUAUGAGAUGGAAAGUUUGACAGAUGAAGAAAGUUGGAAGCUAUUUUGUGUUUAUGCAUUUCCCAAAUCUGAGGAAAAUAGAGCGCCAGAAUCCCUGAAGGAGGUAGCUGUUAACAUCAUGAAGGAAUGUGGGAAUUUGCCACUUGCCAUCAAGACCACUGCAGCAUCUCUGGCAAACACUACACUGCCAGGGGACUGGCACUCCAAGUUCAGUAAGCUGCAAAAGGUAGACACUCAAAAUGAUUUUGUUAUGGAUAUUCUCAAGUUGAGUUACAACUCCCUGCCUGCACAUCUGAAGGCUUGUUUUGCUUAUCUUUCCUUCUUUUCCGAGGAUGAACAAAUAGAGUGUGAGUAUCUCGUAUAUCUAUGGAUAGGAGAAGGAUUUAUUCCGGCAAGAGAAAAUCCGUGGGAUUGUUUAUAUCAGCUUGCCAAUCUCUGUCUGCUUGAAAUAUGGGAAGAUGAAUGGGUAACAAAAUAUUUUAAAAUUCAUGAUUUAUUACUGGAUUUGGCCAUACUUAUAUCCAGAGAAAAUAAAUGUGCAUUCAGUGUUGAGGAUGCACUCGAUGGUGGUCGCUGGUGUCGCCUAUUUUUGGCUGAUAAAGAUAUUGAUGAGAACACCAUUUCAGAGAGGCGUCCUGUUUCUCCCACACAUGUCCGCACACUGUCGCUCUCGGGCAAUAAGGAAAUUGGAGGAAACAUCCCAGCAACGUUGUUUAGCGGUAUGAGAGUUCUACGGGUUCUGGAAAUGAGCUACACAAAUGUCUCUACAUUGCCUGCUUGUGUUGGAGAGAUGAAACUUCUAAAAGUCUUGAAUUUAACAAAGACAAAGAUUAAAGAGGUACCCAAGUGUGUGAGAUUUCUUAAAAGUCUCAUUUAUCUUAAUGUCUCCCGUUGCAGGCACUUAGAAGCACCCAAAUGGAUAGGUGAACUUAGGUGUCUUCAGCAUUUGGAAGGCCCAUUUCAGCAAAUGCCAAAGGGAACAUCAACGCUGCAGUCUUUGAGAACACUGUGA